Messenger RNA from Eutrema salsugineum, 783 nucleotides. RefSeq lists its product as uncharacterized. The record is from RefSeq and is a predicted model, not a curated record. The transcript has a single exon. Bases 1 to 783 code for a protein of 260 amino acids. NCBI's taxonomy places the organism in Eukaryota, Viridiplantae, Streptophyta, Magnoliopsida, Brassicales, Brassicaceae.
AUGAAUCAUCGUUACUCGAGAGAGGAGAAAGGCAAAGAUCUGGCCUCCUCUUCUCACCGCUGGAUCAGAGACCCUCAAAUACGGCUUCCGGAUGAAUCGAACCCCGACCUCGUCGAAGCUCAUCGACUAACCCUAAUCGGUCGGGUUCUCAAUCCAAGCGUUCAGAAACCUAAGGCACUGAUUGGAUUUAUGCCACAAGUGUGGCAUAUGGAAGAAAAGAUCGUCGGUAAAGACCUAGGAUCUGAGAAGUUCCACUUCAAAUUCAAGAUGGAAGAAGAUAUACAAUCAGUCCUUAACGAAGCCCCUUUUCACUUCAAACGAUGGAUGUUUGUCCUUCACUGCUGGGAGCCAGUAAUCUCUGAUGCCUAUCCAUCGAUCAUUCCCUUUUGGAUUAAGGUUCAUGGAAUCCCGGCUCACUGCUUCACCGAGAACAAUCUAGGCAAUGUGCUGGGCAAGUAUAUGGCUCAUGACGUCGUUGAAAUGAUGGUCUGUGUUGAGAUCAAUGCUCUGAAACCUCUGAUCAAGAGGAAGGCGAUACAAUUCCCCUCAGGGGUGGAGGUCUCUGUAGAGUUUGAAUAUGUCAGACUGGAGAAACACUGCUUACACUGUAUGUCUUUAAGCCACGAAAAGGAGAACUGCCCACACCAGUCAAAACCUAGAGAAUCUGAUCUACAGAAUUCCCACAUCAACAGCCAACAGACCCUUCAGAGACUCGAAGAAGACAGGAAAAAGAAAGAUGAUCGCAGAGGUCGCACUCAGACUAACCGUCAGGACCCCUCUUAG